GCUGAAAGGAAACCAGUCCCACAGUUACAACUUACAUCAAAAAUAAUUGGCUCACUACACUAAAUGUCAUGUUUAGCUGAUUGAAAGCCCAUAAAUGUGGCCCAAAAGCUAGUGAAUGAACUCUGAAAUCAGAUUACGAGUAAAGCGAACUCUUCCCACGUGUAUAAAUGCUUACAAAAGUUUUAAGUGCACAGACAAAAAUUAAUUAUAUUUUAUGAAAUUUUUAAACAUCAAAUCGAUGUCAAAUUUGAAUGAAUAUGGAUACAGUAUCACCUUCAAACCAUUAUAAGAAGUUCUAAUUAGUAUAUUUUUUUAUAAUUAAUAUCAAGGACGACAUGUAUUUGAGAACAAUGUUUCCCUGCUUAGUUUCCAUUAUGACGCUCUGCGAUGACUGUUUGUUUGAGCCUGCCCGAAAUGGGCACAUUAAUGGACAGAUUGUCGGCUCGUUAGGUUUGAUUGGCUUCUGGCUAACAGCGAUCAGAAAUCCGCAAUAUGGCCAAAAUGCUGCUGUGUCGCUGCUGUUGUCAUUAGUUGUCCACAAGCGAGAUGUCAAAUGGCAAGUGAUUUGUGGGACAAUCUGGUCGGUGCGGCAAGUGAAUCGAAGAUGGAACUUGGAACCGAACUCGGAUCAAUGGCUAACUGGCUGCUUAUUCCCCGAAGAGCACUUCGCAAUUAGCUUUACAUAACCUGACCCACUCAAGACUCAUUCGUGACCAAGGAAAGUCAGUUGGGUACAACAAAGUCGUGUGGCUCAUUAUUUUUCGGGGGACCCGACCAUCAAAAGUGAUAGCUGAGAAAGUGUGAGGCUCCAGAAUAAUUUGGCCUUAAAUUAAUCCAGGCCAUAGUAGUCACGCCCAAAACGCCGCAACCUGGAGCUUAUAUAAAAACCAUAUCACUUGCGAUUCAAUCAGUCAGUUAUUGGUCAAAAUGUCAACCAAGCGGAUCAUAGCCCUUUUUGGAUUGUUAACUAUCCACCAGACCCACGCGGAUGUGUCGCACUUCUUUGCUUCGCCAUUGGAACACUACGGGAACUUUCUGCAUGGCCAAGUGCCUUUCCAGGUGGCACAUUCGCCUCCGAACCUAUAUGGUCCCCCACCAGCUGCUCCCAUAACUCCUGCCCCAGUGGCUCCUGUGCCUCCUGUGGCCACCACCGAAUUCAGUCUGCCGGAGAUCAUUGAGAACCGCAGUGUGAAGAUUCAGGGAUCCGGACAUGGCAACUUUAUACCUCUGAGUCAGCACUACCUACCGCCAGCUGUGGAUGAGCGACCCAACUAUGAAAGUCCCAAACCAAGCGAGGAGACUUAUCCAGCUUACUACUAUCCGCAACCUGGAGGCAGCAUCAUUACCACCUCCACACCAACCACUACCACCACUUCGAGACCCAUCAUUGUACAAGAUCCUGGAGAGGAUGUGGAGACGAUACACUCGCCAGGCUACGACUAUCAUGCCCCAGUGGCUGUUCCGGUUUUCCCCCAGCAGCCUGCUUCCACUCCUGCUCCAGUUUACCUGCCGCCCAGUGAUGGAAGCCAGGACCAAAAUCAACUGAGACUCCGGCUCAAGGACAUGCGUUGCCUUUCGGCGGGCUACUUCCGGGCUGUUCUCAAGUUGGACAGCUUUUUGGGAGCGGCACCCACUGUGGACCAGGACAACGAUGAUCAGCAGGACAAGCGUUGCGAACUGCGGCUGUCUCGAAGUUUUCUGCUUUUGGACAUUUCCGGCGAGAAUUUCGAGCGUUGUGGUGUGAGAACCUGUGGCCAGGAUCUUUGCCUGCGUCUGCGAUUCCCCGCCAUCAGAGGAUUGAGAACCAGUGGCGAUUCAAUCCUAACCCUACACUGCAAGGCUCAAGAGCGGGUGGCCGUGAAAACGCAUGCCCUGAAAAUGGGCGUGGCCAAUGAUGUCCAAGCCCGCAGUGGAGGUAGCUACGCCCAUGGAGGAGAUCAAAACGCCUUCCGCACCCACGUGGAGCUGUUGAGAAAAGGAAGCACUGGAUACACCCGUCAUCUGGAAAGCAACGGCGCCGUCCAGUUGGGCGAAGAGCUCCUCCUGAGAGCACACGUUCUGGCCGGAGAUGGCUGGAACUACACCAAACUCAGUGACGUUCAGCUGCAGAGGAUUGCAACAGGAGGAGAAAUCCUCAACACGGUUCAGUUGGUCAGUUCGAGGGGCUGUCUAAAUCCCGCCAUGCAGGCCAUCUGCGCACAUCCACCCAUCUCGGAACCACCGCUCGGCCAGAGGCUGCACUUCAAGGCGGUUAUGUUCCCGGGCAUGCGAAGUGGAGAGGUUCUGGUCAUUUCCAUGCGCAUCACCGGCUGUUUGGAACGCGAGGAUUGCCAGGUGACGGCCCAAGAUUGUUUGCCAUCGGUGGGCCAACGGAGGCGACGGAACGUCUCACACGGCAAUAGCACCGAAGUCUCGGAACUGUCGCAUCUCACCUUCCGGGUAAUAAUGCCCGGUGAAGAGGAUAUAUCUCUGGAGGAGCGGGAUAUUGGGAUAGGUGAUUCGGGGGUCAGAGCGACAUCCAAAUCACUAGCUCUCUUUGGGAGUUUGGGAUUUGUGGUGAUGCUGCUGGGUGUUGCUGUUGUGGCAUUGUAUAAAUUUGGAAAGUAGUUUGUGCUGCACUAAUUAUCAAGCCAACAGCUUUUUAUAAAGAAGAAGUUGAACAAUGACCCUAGGCGUUUA
Molecule: messenger RNA, 2679 nt
Organism: Drosophila yakuba
Lineage: Eukaryota; Metazoa; Arthropoda; Insecta; Diptera; Drosophilidae
Exons: 4
Coding region: 928-2607 (559 amino acids)
Source: RefSeq, a predicted model, not a curated record